Messenger RNA from Microtus oregoni (creeping vole), 988 nucleotides. It is a transcript of the gene Mrpl18, whose product is annotated as mitochondrial ribosomal protein L18. Gene Ontology annotation, biological process: translation. NCBI's taxonomy places the organism in Eukaryota, Metazoa, Chordata, Mammalia, Rodentia, Cricetidae. Bases 124 to 666 code for a protein of 180 amino acids. The record is from RefSeq and is a predicted model, not a curated record. The transcript has 4 exons. Gene Ontology annotation, molecular function: structural constituent of ribosome; 5S rRNA binding. Gene Ontology annotation, cellular component: ribosome; mitochondrion.
UAGGGCCUGCUGGCAUCUGUAGCUUUUCCCUCAGUUAAAAUGGCUGCGGCUAGUCCUCCUCUCGGACGACCGUGAGCGAAGGGAGGCAGGGUACCGGGAGGCUUUGCCUCCGACCCGUCAGCGAUGGCGCUUCAGCCGCGGUUCUGGAAAUGCCUGUCUGUUUGCAGGAACCUGGAGUGUGGGCUGGCAGCCCUCGCGACCAGUUCCACACCAGCGAUUCAGCACGAUUUGGCGACUAAGGAAAACGAAGCUGUGGCCCCAGAGUUCACCAACCGGAACCCUCGGAAUCUGGAGCUCUUAGGGGUAGCCAGGAAAGAGCGGGGCUGGGCUACAGUGUGGCCCAGCCGUGAAUUCUGGCACAGGUUGCGAGUUAUAAGGACUCAGCAUCACAUAGAGGCAGUGGUUGAGCAUCAGAACGGCCAGGUGGUGGUUUCGGCAUCCACUCGGGAAUGGGCUAUUAAAAAACACCUGUAUAGUACCAGAAAUGUGGUGGCUUGUGAGAGUAUAGGACGAGUGUUGGCACAGCGAUGCUUAGAAGCUGGAAUCAACUUCAUGGUCUACCAGCCAACUCCUUGGGAGGCAUCCUCAGACUCGAUAAAACGUCUACAGAACGCCAUGACAGAGGGUGGUGUGGUGCUUCGGGAGCCUCGGAGGAUCUAUGAAUGAAACAGAAACAUCAACUGCUUUAAAGUGUAAACACAAAACCAUCAGCUCCUCCGGCCACCAGAAGGAAGAAUCUGCUCCUAAACGAAGAAAUAAAGGCAGGCUUUUGGAAGGAGAACCAGACUGAAAGCUUCAUAGUGAUAAUGUAGCAGUUGAGAAUUAUUUAAAGUGAAUCUCUUCCCACUUCUUUGUGUGCUUGUGUGGUUUUGUUGUUUCAAUGAAGGGCAAGCUUGUCCCUUUUUGUGGACAUGAGAGAUAUACUUAAGAAAAGCAAUCACCAGUUAUAACCAUCUGCAGAACAAAUUAAAAUGUUUAUAACAAACUA